Symbiodinium necroappetens is the source of this 750-nucleotide messenger RNA. NCBI's taxonomy places the organism in Eukaryota, Dinophyceae, Suessiales, Symbiodiniaceae. The record is from the annotation of a GenBank genome assembly.
AUGGCACUUCUCGACAAACCGGACCUUCUCAGCUCGACGGAUUUCUUCCAGGAGACAGACAUGACGCAGCUUUGUUGCCAGGUCUUCAUGGGCUACAUCUUGCAGGACUUGUUCCUGUCCCUCUAUUUCGGGUCUGCCUGGCCCGGCUGGCAAACAAAUCUGCGACUUGUCCACGUGAAUUUCCGGAUCCAUCAUGUGCUGGUGCUGGUUGUUUGGUGGCAGCUCACAGCAGGCCGGUAUGCGCAAGGGCCGGCCACUGUUGCCAUGCUGUGUGAGUUUUCGACCCCUUUUGUGGCCAUGCGUUGGUUCCUGGACCGGGCCGGCAUGAAAUCGAGCAAGUUGUACAUCGUCAACGGAAUGACCAUGCUCGUCUCCUUCUUGAUUUUCCGUGUCAUCCUUUACAGCUACAUGCUCAUCCGCAUCUACCAUAUGCAGGAUGGGUUCUUGCGCAUUCCAGUCCUGAAUCGUUGCUUGUUCCUGCUGGGCUACUUCGGUGGAGCUGCUUUGCAGUAUUUCUGGUUCUUCAAGAUCGCUCGGGGGGCGUACAAGGCACUGACUUCCGGACCUCCUCACGACAAUGCUGUGGCCAGCACGCCGCAGAAGUCGUUGAGCCAACAUCGGCCACAGGCAAAGGAAGAUGCUAAGGCGUGCGCAAGCGACACAGCAUCUACAACAUCAAGUGAGCACAACUCCUCUGGAGAAAACGCAGAUGAAACAGGCCGGCAAUGUUUGGCUUUGUGUCGCUGGUGA